AUGGAGCAUAAGACCAGAGAGGAUACCAUUACUGAGGACUCUGUCUCAGCGGUAUGCCAGACAUUGUAUGCUCAGCCCCAUUUCCAAAGCAUAUGUAUAGCAGAGAUUAUCCCUGAGGAUAUACAGGAAACAUACUUGGAGGAUUUGGAGCUUGAGCAACUCAGUCUUGGAAAUGUCAGGAAAAUGCAGAGGAUGGACAGACUUCUUGGACCAUGCAUCCAUAAUGUUCAGAAUGGUUUUAGGCCCAGGAGAGAGGAGCUGCCAGAGUCAGCCUGGAAUCCAUCACUUUACCGACAAUUCGAUUCCCUGGCUGUUAGUCGAGGAACCCUCUACCGGGAAGUUUCCAUGGAGGGAGAGACAAAGCGGCAACUGGUUAUCCCUGAAGCAUUGAUUCCAACUGUCCUAAGGAGUCUCCAUAAUCAGAUGGGACAUUUGGCAGUAGCCAAAACCUUAUCACUGUGUAGAGACCGUUUUUAUUGGCCAUCUAUGUCCAAAGAUGUUGAUAACUGGAUUGCUAGAUGCAACAGGUGCGUGCGGAGAAAAACACCAACCAAGGAGAGAGCGCCCCUUGUUUCUAUUCGGACCACUCAACCUUUAGAACUUGUUUGUUUGGAUUAUUUAAAUCUCGAACCAUCCAAGGGGAACUAUCAAAACAUAUCCUGGUUAUAA
Ylistrum balloti is the source of this 669-nucleotide messenger RNA. RefSeq lists its product as uncharacterized. The coding region runs from base 1 to 669 and encodes 222 amino acids. Lineage: Eukaryota; Metazoa; Mollusca; Bivalvia; Pectinida; Pectinidae. The transcript has a single exon. The record is from RefSeq and is a predicted model, not a curated record.